Molecule: messenger RNA, 5914 nt
Organism: Silurus meridionalis
Lineage: Eukaryota; Metazoa; Chordata; Actinopteri; Siluriformes; Siluridae
Gene: ece1
Product: endothelin converting enzyme 1
Exons: 18
Coding region: 581-2878 (765 amino acids)
Biological process (GO): peptide hormone processing
Cellular component (GO): plasma membrane
Molecular function (GO): metalloendopeptidase activity
Source: RefSeq, a predicted model, not a curated record
GCAUACACACACACACACACACACACACACACACACACACACACACACACACACACACACACACACACACACACACACAAUUUGAUCAAGUUCUCACCUUUCUGUUUUUUGUGAGUGCCUUGCCCUAUAUGGAUUAUCAGUGCUUACUGGGAGGCAGUUAAAGUCAAAGAAUUGUUGAACAGCACAUGAUAAAGGAUAUCAUGCUUAAAGCUCAGGUGCAAAUCUGACAGUGUUUUGGAGGUUAGACGUUAGAGUUUCUAAACUGUGGGGGAGAAAAGGUGAAUCUUUGGGCUCAAAGGAAGAGAUAUCACAAGGUGGGGGAGGUGAAGGAAGCAACCCCACACACUCUCACAUGGUGAAGACAGAUUGCUCGAGUUUGUUACAGGAAAAGUCUUUAUCUGGAAUCCUCCUAAUGGAGCCUAGGAGAACCUCUAUCCCAAGACUUCUUACAAUCUACAUCGGCUAAAAUAGACACACGCACACAAGCGCGCGCCCACACACGCACACACACACACACACACACACACACACACACACACACACACACACACACACACACACACAGUAAACUGCUUUCAUUAUGGAAGCACUGAGAGAAUCAUUACUCCAUGUAACCUUUCAGAUGUCAUCCUACAAGCGAGCUACCUCGGACGAAGAGGAACUGAUAGACACCACCCCUGACAGAGUGUAUCAGUCUCCAACCGUGCAGGUGCUGGAACACAGACUGGGUUCCAGGUUUUGGACUGAGCGAAGUCAUGUGGAGAAGAAGCUUCUUGUUGUGGUUUGUGGUCUCUCCCUGGCAUUAUUCAUAUGCCUCCUGACAUUGGGUCUGCAUUAUAAAGAGACACACCCAGGGCUGUGUCUGACUGAACCAUGUGUGAGUGUAGCAGCGGCUGUAAUGGGAGCUUUGGACCACUCAGUGGACCCAUGUAAUGACUUUUACAGCUAUGCGUGUGGUGGCUGGAUGAAGAAAAAUCCGCUUCCAGAAGGCAAGUCACGAUGGGAUACCUUCAGCAAUCUCUGGGAGCACAACGUGGCUGUCAUGAAGAAUUUACUAGAGAGCACAGAUCAACAAGGCCUGAGUAAAGCGCAGCAGAAGGCCUUGAAAUACUACAAAGCCUGCAUGAAUGAGUCCAAGAUCGAGGAGCUGGGAGCACACCCCUUACAGGAGUUCAUUAACCAGACAGGAGGUUGGGCCUUGACUGGCCCCUGGGACAAGGACAACUUCCAGGAGGUUUUGCGCACUGUGUCAGCCAACUACCGCACUUCCCCUUUCUUCACUGUGUUUGUUAGCACAGACUCCAAGAACUCCAGCAGAAACAUCAUUCAGGUUGAUCAGUCUGGCCUGGGCUUGCCCUCUCGCGAGUACUAUCUCAACAAGACCACCAAUGAGAAGUAUCUCAACGCAUAUCUGAACUUCCUGGUAGAGUUGGGAAUCCUGCUGGGCGGAUCAGAGGAGACAUCUCGCAAAUUGAUGCAGGAGAUUGUAGACUUUGAAACCUCUCUGGCAAACAUCACGGUUCCUCAAGAGGAGAGAAGGGAUGAGGAGCUCAUCUACCAUAAGAUUCAGGCUAAAGAUCUAAUAACAUUGGCUCCUUCGGUUGACUGGAUGCCAUUUCUUAGAGCAGUGUUUGCUCCAGUUGCUCUUAAUGACUCGGAGCCUGUGGUGCUCUAUGCUACAAAGUACCUCCAGAACGUUUCACAGCUCAUUAGCAACACCAACAAGAGCACAUUGAAUAACUACAUGAUCAUGAAAGUGGUGAGGAAGAUGGUGUCUAUAUUGGACCAGAAGUUUCAGGAUGCUGAGCAGCGGUUUCUUGAAGUCAUGUAUGGUGCAAAGAAGAGCUGCACUCCUCGCUGGAAACUGUGCGUCAGCGACACAGACAGCGCACUAGGCUUCGCCCUGGGGGCUCUAUUUGUCAAAUCCACCUUCGCUGAGGACAGCAAGGCCUUUGCUGAAGAUAUGGUCUCAGAAAUCAAGUGGGCCUUUGAGGACAGCUUGAAACAUGUAACUUGGAUGGAUGGUGAAACCAAAAAGGCAGCCAAAGAAAAGGCGGAUGCAAUAUACAAUAUGAUAGGCUACCCAAAGUUUAUCAUGAAUCCCAAGGAGCUAGACAAAGUGUUCAAUGAAUUUGAAGUCGUGCCAGACUUGUACUUCCAGAAUGUCAUGCAGUACUACAACUUCUCUGGCCGGGUCACAGCUGACCAACUGAGGAAAGCCCCGAACAGAAAUCAAUGGAGUAUGACCCCACCUACAGUGAAUGCCUAUUACAACCCCACAAAGAAUGAGAUGGUGCUUCCUGCUGGAAUCCUUCAAGCUCCCUUCUACAGUCACGCCUGGCCGAAAGCCCUGAAUUUUGGUGGCAUUGGUGUCGUUAUGGGUCAUGAGCUGACUCACGCAUUUGAUGAUCAAGGAAGAGAAUAUGAUAAGGAAGGGAACUUGCGCUCCUGGUGGAAGAACGCAUCAGUGGAUGCAUUUAAGCAGCAGACCCAGUGCUUGGUGGAGCAAUACAGCAACUACAACAUCAACAACGAACCCCUCAAUGGCAAGCAUACACUUGGCGAGAACAUCGCUGACAACGGCGGCCUAAAUGCAGCUUACAAGGCAUACAUGAACUGGAUCCAGAAGAAUGGGGAGGAGACAACGCUGCCUGCUCUGGGAAUGACAAAUCAUCAACUGUUCUUUGUUAGUUUUGCCCAGGUGUGGUGCUCAGUGCGGACUCCUGAAAGCUCUCAUGAGGGUGUGAUAACUGACCCCCAUAGCCCCUCACGCUUCAGAGUCAUUGGCACCAUUUCCAACUCCCAUGAGUUCUCCAAACACUUUGGCUGUAAGGAGGGUUCGCCAAUGAACCCUAAGCGUAAGUGCGAACUCUGGUGACCCCUUUACCACAGUUUAAUGCAUCCCAAGAGCUUGUGGUUUACUCUCUCAUACAGCCAGGAGGACUUGAAUUUAAAUGUUUUAAUAUAGAGCUCUAUUUUAUUCUCCUUGGGACUCAAGAGAAUCUCUUACACUGGAAAGACUACUGGAUGUUUUAAAUGGGAGAAAAACUGGCAUUGUAAAUACAUGUGCUUUUAUUUGUAUUUUUUUUUACAUGGGAGAUCGUUUCUGUUUUUGUUUUACAAAGUUACAGAGCAUCUAGAAAGUAUUCACAGCACUUCACCUUUUCCACAUUUUGUUAUAUUACAGCUUUAUUCCAAAAUGGGUUAAAUUUAUUAUUUGAGAUGAGAGAUGUUCAAUCGGGUUCAAGUCUGGGCUCUGGCUGGGCCAAAGAAGGAUAUUCACAUAGGCACUUCUUUGUUAUCUUGACUGUGAGCUGGGGGUUAUUGUCCUGUUGGAAGAUUAAAUUUCACCCCAGUCGAGAGCGCCCUGGAACAGGUUUUCUUAAAGUAUGUCUCUGUAUAUCUCCCUGCAUUUAUUUUUCACUCAAUACUGACUAUUCUCCCAGUUCCUGCUGCUGAAAAACAUCCCCACAGCAUGAUGCUCCACCACCAUGCUUCACUGUAGGUAUUGGCCAGGAGAUGAGCGGUGCCUGGUUUCCACCAGAUAUAACGCUUUGCAUUUAGGUCAAAGAGUUCAAUCUAUGUUUCUCAUGGUCUGAGAGUCCUUCGGGUGCCUUUUGGCAAACUCCUUUUGGCAGACUCAUCUCAUAUAAUGUUAUGUGUCAUGUACUGAGAAGUGGCUUCCAUCCGGCCACUUUACCAUACAGGCCUGAUUGGUGGAGUGCUGCAGAGAUGGUUGUUCUUCUGAAAGAUUCUCCUCUCUCCACAGAGAAGCACUGAAGCUCUUUCAAAGUGACCAUCGAGUUCUUGUUUACCUCCCUGACUAUUCCCUUCUUCCCCGAUCACUCAGUUUAGCGGGACGGCCCACUUUAGGAAGAGUCCUGGUGGUUUCAAAUUGUGCUCAUUGGAACCUUCAAUGCUGCAGAAAUUUUUCUGUGCCCUUUCCCAGAUCUGUGCCUCGAUAAAUAAGGUAUACAGAAAAUUCCUUGGACUUAAUGGCUUGGUUUGUGCUCUGACAUGCACUGAUAACUGUGGGACUUUAUAUAGACAGGUCUGUGUCUUACAGAAUCAUGUCCAAUUAACUGAAUGUACCACAGGUGGACUCCAGUCGAGUUGUAGAAACAUCUCAAGGAUGAUCAGUGGAAACAGGAUGCACCUAAGAUCAAUUUUGAGUGUCAUGGCAAAGGCUGUGAAUACUUGUGUACAUGUAAUUGCUUUUGCAGUUUCUUUUAUUUUUAAUACAUUUGCGAAAAUCUCAAACAACCUUCUGUCACGUUGUCAUUAUAGGGUAUUGUUUGUAGAAUUUUUAGGAAAAUAAUGAAUUUAAUCAAUUUUGGAAUAAGGCUGUAACAUAACAAAAUGAGGGAAAAGUAAAGCGCUGCGAAUACUUUCUGGUUGCACUGUAUAUAUUUUACAAAUCUUCACAGAAUCAUGUCAUGUAUCGAACAUAACAUUAUUGAAUGUAAUUUUUGACUGUGAAUAGGUGGUUAAACUCAUUUUAACAGGAUAAAAUGCCACAUUACACAUAGAUUUAUUUCAAGUAAGCUGGACCAAUGCAAAUCACUACAGGUGAACAGAUUGCUAUUCAAAAACAUAUUUAAAUUAUUAUUAUUCUCAUAAAAUCUGGAAAUGAAUAGAACCUCAUUUGGAUUAUCUGUUGAUUCAAAAAUUUUAAAUGCUAAUAAUAAAUUAUAAUAAAUAAUUGCAUAGUAUUGGCACAUUAUACAUGUUUAUUGCUCUAUUUUGCCACCUGCUGGAAAAACAGUCAUUAGCGGUUUCCAAUGUUUUGAUUCGCUGUAAGGUCUACAGGACAACUUUCAUUUACAGCAGGUAUUCUAAAUACAGUUAUUGGGAGGAACCACAGGCUAUAUGUAUGAUUGGUGUUUCUUUUCUGACCAAAUGCACAAAAUUAAUAAAUCCUUGACUCACAUUUUUCAAUAUGAGGGAUAUACUACCCCGUAGUGACUUCAUGUGAAUGAAUGCCAAUAAAAACAAUACAUGUAGUAGAGGACAAUGGAAGAUCUAGGAUGACCAUUUACUGUGAAGUUAAAAUAUUGAGACAUGAUUACAAUGAUGUUGUCUUAACGUACAUGGAGUACUAAGGGAAAAUAAACUGAUACUGUAUAUUCAAGUGAUUCACUCAAUAGCAAGAUUGUUUUUAGUGGGGGGGUCUUUGCUCUUAAAGGUUUUGUGACCAUGUGUUGGAUUGGUUUAAAAAAAGCAUUGGCCUAAUACAUUUAGGGAUGCCCUCUUUUAGAUAAAAUAGAACAGUUUAUAACAAAAACACGGCCUCUGAAUAAAUGUGUUGUGAUUGGCAUAAAGUUGCCAUUAGUGUGUCAAGAACAUAAAAAUAAGAGUAGUAUCUCAACCCAGAGCACAUCUUUCCUAAUAAUUUAUUAGUGUCAGGAUUCAGUAGCAGUUAAUAUUAUUCUUUGAAGCAUGUAUACUUGUGCACAAUCCAAUGGUAAUCCCAGCUCAUUGACUUGACAAUUGUGAUCUACAUAUACAUACAAUUUUGUGAUGAUUAUAACAUGUGGUAUUUUCAUUGCUUUUCAUUGUCCGUUUUGCUUUUAGACACCAUGAUGUUGUUUUAUUGAACAUGAUGUGCAAUACUGAUAUGAUUGUUGGUUAUGUACAGCCUGCUGAAGGAAGUGGUUUUUAAUUGGACUUGUUGAAUAGAUAAAUGGAUGGAUGGAUUGAUUGAUGGAUGGAUUAAUGAAUGAAUACAGAGCUGUGUUUAACAUGAUGAAAGAUAUUUGCUGCUUUUUAAAUAUGACAGAUGAGACUGCAAACAUUAUUUGUCCAUUAUUAUGACCAGUAAAGAUAUGAUACAGAUGUAAAUUGUAAAUACAUUUUAUAAUGGAUUUUCUCACCUUAAUGCAAAAAUAUUUCAAUAAAGCUUUAUUCAAAUGCU